Molecule: messenger RNA, 3395 nt
Organism: Paramormyrops kingsleyae
Lineage: Eukaryota; Metazoa; Chordata; Actinopteri; Osteoglossiformes; Mormyridae
Gene: adamtsl2
Product: ADAMTS-like 2
Biological process (GO): extracellular matrix organization
Cellular component (GO): extracellular matrix
Source: RefSeq, a predicted model, not a curated record
UUCGUCUGCGCAAGAGAGGCGGUUAAAAGGGGGGGGUGCCUUCGCCAGGAGCCGUUUGCGCCCUGCGCCCAACAAUCCAGCGUGUGACACAGCGGGACAAUUCACCGCAGGUACCCAGGCACUAAUCAAAGCCCAGAAUUUAUUUGACUUAUUUAUUUGACUAAUUAUGCCACGAUUUGCGUAGCAUAACACUUUCUACUCGGCUAAAGUGCUUUUCUGACCCUCUGAGUUUUUGCAACGUUAUGAUGGGGACUUGUCCUCCUUUGCCAUGGCCCACAUUCUAUCUGCAUCCAGUACCUUCUUUUUACUUAUAAGGAUGAGAAUCUCCUCGUGGGCUCAGUGUAUGGAGGCCAGCCUAAUGCUGCUGGGUGUGCUGACCCUCUCAGUAUCUCUGGGAAACAUCUCUUCCAGAGGACAGGAAGAGGGAGUGGCAUCCAACAGCUUGGAGGAUGAGGUGGAGGUGACAACUUACUGGUGGGGCGAGUGGGCCAAGUGGACAGCCUGCACACGUACUUGUGGAGGAGGGGUUAUGUUCCAGGAGAGGCACUGUCUUAAACAGAGGAAGAAAUCUGUUGCUGGGAAGGAAAAUAUGACUUGCAGCGGCACAGCAAAGAAAUACCACCUGUGUAACACUAAGGACUGCCCAUCCACUGGCCGAAGUUUCAGAGAGGAGCAGUGUUGGUCCUUCAACUCGCAGCUUUACAACGGCAGAAGCUAUCACUGGAAACCUCUCUAUCCCGACGACUACGUCCAUAUCUCCAGCAACCCCUGUGACCUGCACUGCACCACACCUGACAGCCAGAGGCAGCUGAUGGCUCCUGCCCGUGACGGCACGUCGUGCAAGUACAGCAACUACAGAGGUGUCUGCGUCAACGGCAGGUGUGAGCCUAUUGGCUGUGAUGGUGUUCUCUUCUCACCCCAUACCCUGGACAAGUGUGGCGUGUGCCAGGGCAACGGCAGCAGCUGCAGCCGAAUUACUGGAAACUUCCGGCGGGGUGCCUCCAGUUUGGGUUACUCCUUCAUCACACAAAUCCCCGAAGGCUCUUGGGAUAUCCAAAUCAUAGAGAGAAAGAAGUCUGCUGACGUUUUGGCUGUCACAGACCAGGCCGGAAAUUUCUUCUUCAAUGGUGCCUACAAAGUGGACAGUCCACAGAACUUCCAGGCUGCCGGGACAAUCUUCAAGUACCGUCGUCCCAUGGAUGUGUACGAGACGGGGAUCGAGUACGUCGUGGCCAAGGGGCCCAUCAAUCAGCCCAUCAACAUCCUGGUGUGGAAUCAGAAUGGCCGGACCCCCUACAUCACCUAUGAGUACACGGUGCUACGGGAUCCCCUCUCUUCUGCCCCUCUGGCUCAACAACGUUCUGAGCCGGCAGAGGACAGAGGGGGUGGAGAUACCUCUCCAGCUGUGGGGCGACUGGCAGUCAAUGGAGUGGAGCAGAACACGAGUGCAGCCGAGAUCGAACAGACAUCCGACAUAGAAGCAGCAAGAGAGCACAAGGGUCAGGAGACCAACGAGGUGUACAAAGGAAUAAGCUCUGUGAACUGUGCACAGGAUGGCCUGACCCCGUGCCAAUACACAGAAAGGAAUGACUCCAGGUCGGCUGGUGCGACUGGGCCUGUAUUCCCUGCUGGCCACGGCCCUUCUGAGGAUGUGCCAGAAACCGAUAACCUCAUAUGGAGCGUACUGCUGGGGAAAGGCAUUGGCUCAGACGAGCUGUUUGUCAACCUUUCAACCAAUCAACUGUUGUCCCAGGGAGAGGGACUGUACUCUUCAGAGAACGAGCCUUUAGAUCUAGACUAUAUAAGUCUAUCCCAUGGCAACGUCAAUGCCAGCGAUGGCUCUCUGCAGGAGCUCAGCAUCGGUCGCCGUCGAAACGACACUGGGGACUUCCUGUUUCACAACCGGACAGCUCUUCCAGGCCUCAAAGGUGGCGCUCGGACUAACCGUACCAGAAAUCACCAGAAGCCCCCGAACAAGAACCUGAGGCUGAGCGCGGCGGACAUGUACCGCUGGAAGCUGUCCUCGCAGGAGCCCUGCAGCAUGACCUGCUCCAUAGGUGUGGCCAAGUCGUUCGCCAUGUGUGUGCGCUAUGAUGGCGUGGAGGUGGAUGACACAUAUUGUGAUGCCCUGACCCGGCCCGAACCUGUUCACGACUUCUGUAUCGGGAGAGAGUGUCAGCCCAGGUGGGAGGCAAGCAGCUGGAGUGAGUGCUCUCGCACCUGUGGGGAAGGCUUCCAGUUCCGGAUGGUUCGCUGCUGGAAGAUGCUGUCCCCGGGGCUGGACAGCUCUGUGUACAGUGACCUCUGCACCCUCGCAGAGCUGGAGCGCCCCCUUGAGCGUCGGCCCUGUAAGAGUCCCACGUGUGGCCCCCAGUGGGAAGUGGCAGAGUGGUCUGAGUGUCCAGCAAAUUGUGGCAGCACGAGUCAGGUGAUGAGGGAAGUGAGGUGCUCGGAUGAGAAGAAGACAUGUGACUUGUCCAGCCGCCCGCCAUCAUCCAAGAACUGCACGGGUCCGCCAUGUGAGCGCCAGUGGAGCGUGUCUGAGUGGGGGCCUUGCUCCGGCUCAUGCGGCCAGGGGACCAUGGCGCGCUACGUGUACUGCAAGACCCCGGAUGGAAGGGUGGUGCCGGAGUCCCAGUGUGACCCUGAGAAGAAGCCGCUGGCCAUCCACCCCUGUGGAGAGAGGGAAUGCCCCCCACACUGGCUGGCACAAGACUGGGAGAGGUGCAACACCACGUGCGGCCGUGGUCAGAAGCACCGGAUCGUUCUCUGUGUGGGAAUCACUGGGGGAAAGUUCCAGACCUACUCGGAUGAUGAAUGUGAGGCUGACAAACGGCCCCCGGAUGAAAGCACCUGCUUCGAGAGGCCUUGCUUUAAGUGGUACACCACGCCGUGGUCCGAGUGCACCAAGACCUGUGGAGUGGGCGUGCGCAUGAGGGACGUCAAGUGCUACCAGGGGAGGGAGCUCGUCCGAGGCUGCGACCCCCUGACCAAGCCGGUGGCUAAGCAGACCUGUGCCCUGCAGCCCUGCCCAACGGCACCUCCAGAUGAGAACUGCCAAGACCGGCCCACCACCAACUGCACCCUGGCUCUGAAGGUAAACCUGUGCAGCCACUGGUACUACAGCAAGGCCUGCUGCCACUCCUGCAGGGCCACUCGCUCCUCCUAGCCCCAGCUGGGUCAUGCUGACCUUCCAAGAUGUGCCCUGGGACAAAGAGCGCCCCCCCCCAUUUGAUGUCGGGGGGGGCACAAGCACUGGACUAUGGCAGGUUCUUCCCUCACCUAGAAUUUAAUGCCUCAAAUGUAUAAAAAACCAACCCCAAGACCGCUGUAUCUGCAGUCCUCUUGUCCUACGGUGCCUCUGAAAUAGUCUAUGAACGUCAGUGUUCCUUAAC